Molecule: messenger RNA, 1410 nt
Organism: Parastagonospora nodorum SN15
Lineage: Eukaryota; Fungi; Ascomycota; Dothideomycetes; Pleosporales; Phaeosphaeriaceae
Exons: 6
Coding region: 1-1410 (469 amino acids)
Source: RefSeq, a predicted model, not a curated record
AUGACACGAGUACAUCACGCGCGCCCACAGCACGCGACAAAUCGCAGUACGAUACUUGAUCAGCCGAGAGCAGUCGCCAAGAAGAAAAAGCCGUACAAGAUCGUGCUUGAAGCCGUUACGCAGGAGAAGAAGAAGCUGCACUCUAUUCUCACCUACGCUUCCAAUGCGCCCAAAGGAUUUGGUUUCAUCCCAGCUGGACACCCGGAAUUCACAGAAUGGUGCAAGGAGCAGUGCCGCCAGCGCAAUCUCGAUGUCCACAUUGUUUCGGCCAAGCCGAAGAACAAGAUGCACGCUGACCCCGAAAAGUUGUCACACCACGUCCACCGAGUCGGGCACCACUUUCCCAUCGAAAUCGUAAACUUGGCGUGUAGCAAAUUCGGCUAUAUGUACGACGAAGCACAUGGGCUCCAAAAGGAUAACUCGCGUGACCGGACAAAUUGGAUUGCUCGCGGUAUCGAGGACUACUCGUCGCGGCAACAACUCCACGGGCGCCCUAGCACCGAGAAGGAGUCCAAGGAGCACACUCGUGGGGCUGUCCGCGAGAUGUUUCCAAAAAUACCAGAGGCAGAUCUUAACUCGAUUGUCAACCAUGCUUUCGAAGAGGGAACCAACCGUGUAGGUAACGCAAAGGAGCUGUCCUUGGCUCGUCGCGUACAGCUAGCUGUCGUCGCUCAUAUCCGUCAUGUGUACACAGACUACGACAAGAUGCUUAAGACUGGAUCCUGGAUGCAGGCCCGACAGAGUGUCGAGCACGUUUCCCUUGCCAAGCUCAAAGAGUGGCGAGAUGAAGCCGGCGAAGCGAGUAAUGAAAUCGAGGAUACGUUCCGAGAGGUCAUUGUUUUAGACGACGAUGACGAUGAAUCAAGUGACGCAGGAUCACAGGCAACACCUGAUGAGCCCGCGCGACCGCAAGAGAUCUUCAGCCUGAGAGAUAUGCCGGUCCUCGCAUGGAUAUUCAUGGCAUGCGAAGAGCGCCGAGACGGACAAUUGUGGUCCAGCCGUAUCAUCCUCAAUAUUCUGCUCCUCCACCACCUUCACAUCAACAGCCACGACACUAUGCUCCAAUGUCAGACAAUCGCCCACCAUCCCGAAACCAGGCAUUCGCAGCAGCACACAGCCGACCUAUCGAGGCAUUUUGUCGAGCCACAUGAGCUCGGCACAGAGGUAUUUCCUUUCCCCUCCUUGUUUGGAACUAACAUUUGUAGCUCGAGCCCAUCAGAGAAUCUCCACCACCUCCAAGGCCUCAGCGCCACCCACCAGUUCAGGCUCCGCCUCGUUAUUCACAAGAUGAGUACAUGCACAUUCCCCCAGCAGCCAACGCAUCAGCAGGACGACGACCGGUGCAUUCUCGACGCCCGUCAGAACAAGAUGUCGUACUACCGUCCGUUGAGCGUGAGCAAGUGGAUUUGA